This is a messenger RNA of Diachasma alloeum, 2045 nucleotides long. RefSeq names its product EH domain-containing protein 3 (gene Past1). Gene Ontology annotation, molecular function: protein binding; calcium ion binding; GTP binding. Gene Ontology annotation, cellular component: cytoplasm; plasma membrane. NCBI's taxonomy places the organism in Eukaryota, Metazoa, Arthropoda, Insecta, Hymenoptera, Braconidae. The record is from RefSeq and is a predicted model, not a curated record. The transcript is spliced from 4 exons. Gene Ontology annotation, biological process: endocytosis; endosomal transport. The coding region runs from base 179 to 1789 and encodes 536 amino acids.
CCUUGGGGGGGGGGCGGGGGUCGAUGGGAGGAUUCGAUUUUAUAAUAAGAACAUAUCAUUAAUUUUUGGUAAUGAGAAUUCGGGAACUUUGAUCGACAUAAGUUGGAAGGGGCUUGGAGCCCUAGGAGUUGGGGAUCCAAGGUUUAGGCGCUGUGAAAAAUUUCCGUAAUCCGCCAAAAUGUUUUCCUGGCUGACCCGCGAGGGCAACGACAAGCAAGACAUCUUUGACAAUGUCACUCAAGGCUUAAACCACAUUUACAAGACCAAACUCCUACCCUUAGAACAACACUAUCAGUUCCAUGACUUCCAUUCGCCUCAACUCGACGAUCCUGACUUCGAUGCUAAGCCAAUGAUUUUGCUCGUGGGUCAGUACUCCACCGGAAAGACGACUUUCAUAAAAUAUCUAUUGGAGAGAGACUUCCCAGGGAUUCGAAUUGGACCGGAACCAACCACUGACCGUUUCAUAGCAGUUAUGUAUGAUCAGAAGGAAGGUGUAAUCCCAGGGAAUGCUCUCGUGGUGGACCCCAGCAAGCAAUUCCGCCCAUUAGCAAAGUUUGGAAAUGCUUUCUUGAACAGACUCCAAUGCUCAAUGGUUGCAUCACCAGUUCUGAAAGGAAUAUCUAUCGUGGAUACUCCUGGAAUCCUGUCUGGGGAGAAACAAAGGGUGGACAGGGGCUAUGACUUCACUGGAGUCCUCGAGUGGUUUGCAGAAAGAGUUGACAGGAUAAUUCUGCUGUUCGAUGCCCACAAAUUGGACAUUUCUGAUGAAUUCAGACGUUCCAUCGAAGCUCUAAGGGGUCACGAUGACAAAAUCCGAAUUGUUUUGAAUAAAGCUGAUACGAUCGACCAUCAACAGCUGAUGAGAGUGUACGGAGCUCUCAUGUGGUCCUUGGGCAAGGUUCUCCAGACCCCUGAAGUUGCUAGGGUUUAUAUUGGAUCUUUCUGGGAUCAACCGCUGAGGUAUGAUGUUAACAGAAGACUCUUCGAGGCUGAGGAGCAGGACCUCUUUAAGGACAUGCAGUCGUUGCCGAAAAAUGCAACUCUGAGGAAACUCAAUGAUUUGAUCAAACGGGCAAGGCUUGCCAAGGUCCAUGCUUACAUCAUUAGUGCCCUGAGGAAGGAUAUGCCUACCGUUUUUGGCAAGGAUGCGAAGAAAAAGGAGCUGAUUAAGAAUUUAGGGCAGAUUUAUGAUCAGCUGCAGAGGGAGCAUCAAAUUUCUCCGGGGGAUUUCCCGGAUUUAGAGAAGAUGCAGGAGAGUCUGGCCCAUCAUGACUUCACAAAGUUCAAUCCCCUCAAACCAAGACUGUUAGAAGUAGUUGAUAAAAUGCUGGCUGAGGAUAUUGCUAAAUUGAUGGCAAUGAUUCCACACGAGGAAGUUAGCAGCACAGUUGAACCUAUGAUUAGAGGGGGCGCUUUUGAAGGAGUUGAGGAUCAAAUCAGUCCAUUCGGAUACAAAAGAGGUGAGGGAAUUGAUGCUGGUGCUGGUGAACCUGAAUGGAUCGUCAACAAAGAACGUUACAAAUAUGAUACUAUGUUCGAGAGUCUGGGACCAACAGAUGGAAAAAUUACUGGAGCAGCCGCUAAAUCAGAAAUGGUGAAGUCAAAACUUCCUAACAGUGUACUUGGAAAAAUUUGGAAGCUCGCAGAUUAUGACAAGGACGGUUUCCUCGAUGCCGACGAAUUCUCCCUGGCAAUGCAUCUGAUAAACGUAAAACUUGAUGGCUAUGAUCUACCCACAGAGCUCCCGGAACAUUUAAUUCCACCAGCAAAACGAGGAAUGUACACAUGAUAACAUUAAAAAUUAUUCUCCUUCAUUGGAAGAGAAAAAAAGGAAGACUAAAUUUUGUGACAGGCAAUGGGAAUUUAAUUUUUGAUAUGAAAUUGGAAAUUGUUCUUCUUGCACCAAUCAAUUUUUAUGCUCUUUGUAUUCGAAAAACACUCAUGAUUAUCAUGAUAAUAGAGACUUGCAAUUAUUCUAUAAAAUUUAAAAUUAAAUAUUUCUACAUCACUGUAGUAUAAUAAUUUAUUGAAGCAAGGUAUAUCUA